This is a messenger RNA of Sciurus carolinensis (gray squirrel), 5475 nucleotides long. RefSeq names its product target of myb1 like 2 membrane trafficking protein (gene Tom1l2). Gene Ontology annotation, cellular component: membrane; endosome. The record is from RefSeq and is a predicted model, not a curated record. Gene Ontology annotation, biological process: signal transduction. Gene Ontology annotation, molecular function: clathrin binding; phosphatidylinositol binding; ubiquitin binding. The transcript is spliced from 16 exons. The coding region runs from base 74 to 1684 and encodes 536 amino acids. Lineage: Eukaryota; Metazoa; Chordata; Mammalia; Rodentia; Sciuridae.
UCGGGAGCGCGGCGGGGGACAGCGGAGUCUGCGGCGGCAAACAGGGCGUCAGCUGCCGUGUUGUCUGCCCAAGAUGGAGUUCCUCCUGGGGAACCCGUUCAGCACCCCUGUGGGGCAGUGUCUCGAAAAGGCAACUGAUGGUUCCCUGCAGAGCGAGGACUGGACAUUGAACAUGGAGAUCUGUGACAUCAUCAAUGAGACAGAGGAAGGGCCAAAGGAUGCCAUCCGAGCCCUGAAGAAGCGGCUCAGCGGGAACCGGAACUAUAGAGAAGUGAUGCUGGCACUGACAGUGCUGGAGACGUGUGUGAAGAACUGUGGCCACCGCUUCCACAUCCUAGUGGCCAACCGAGAUUUCAUCGACAGCGUUCUGGUCAAAAUCAUCUCUCCCAAGAAUAACCCUCCCACCAUUGUACAGGACAAAGUGCUUGCUCUGAUCCAGGCAUGGGCUGAUGCCUUUCGGAGCAGUCCUGACCUCACCGGUGUUGUGCACAUCUACGAGGAGCUGAAGAGGAAAGGGGUUGAAUUUCCCAUGUCAGACUUGGAUGCUCUGUCUCCCAUCCAUACACCCCAGCGGAGUGUCCCAGAAGUAGAUCCAGCCUCCACCAUGCCCAGGUCUCAGUCGCAGCAGAGGACCAGUGCCAGCUCCUAUUCCUCGCCUUCUCCUGCUUCCUACUCUGCUCCCCAGGCCCCGGCUCUGAGUGUGACUGGUCCCAUCACGGCCAAUUCAGAACAGAUUGCCAGGCUGCGGAGUGAGCUGGAUGUUGUCCGGGGAAACACGAAGGUCAUGUCGGAGAUGUUAACAGAGAUGGUCCCUGGGCAGGAAGAUUCAUCUGACCUGGAGUUGCUGCAGGAGCUGAACAGGACCUGCCGGGCCAUGCAGCACCGCAUCGUGGAGCUCAUCUCCCGCGUGUCCAACGAGGAAGUCACUGAGGAAUUGCUGCAUGUCAAUGAUGACCUCAACAAUGUCUUCCUCCGCUAUGAGAGGUUCCAGCGAUACAGGUCGGGUCGAUCAGUUCAGAAUGCCAGCAAUGGAGUGCUGAAUGAAGUGACUGAGGAUAACUUAAUAGACCUGGGCCCUGGCUCUCCUGCUGUGGUGAGCCCAAUGGUGGGGAGCACGGCACCCCCAUCUUCCCUCUCCUCUCAGCUCGCAGGCUUGGACUUGGGGACAGAGAGCGUCAGUGGCACCCUCAGUUCACUCCAGCAGUGUAACCCUCGUGACGGCUUUGACAUGUUUGCCCAGACUAGAGGGAACUCCUUGGCCGAGCAGCGUAAGACGGUCACCUAUGAGGAUCCCCAGGCUGUCGGAGGACUUGCUUCUGCACUAGACAUUCGGAAACAGAGCUCAGAAGUGACUUUUCUGUCCUCGGCCCAGCAGAGAGGGAAAGGUGGGGACUCUGACCUGGAGCCCAUAGACAGCUGGCUCAUGACCCAAGGAAUGAUCCCCGUUGCGCAGCCCUCUGUCAUGGACGACAUUGAGGUGUGGCUCAGGACGGAUCUGAAGGGUGAUGACCUGGAAGAGGGAGUCACAAGUGAAGAGUUUGAUAAGUUCCUGGAAGAAAGAGCCAAAGCUGCUGAAAUGGUUCCUGACCUCCCCUCACCCCCUGUGGAGGCCCCCACCCCAGCCUCAAACCCUUCUGGCCGGAAGAAGCCAGAGCGGUCGGAGGAUGCGCUCUUCGCCCUGUGAGCUGUUCUGCAGUUUGCCUCCACCAUAGCAGGUUACGGCUUGCUCCCCCAGAGGACCCUGGGUACUGGCCACUCAUCCCCACCCCUUACCUCCUCCUCUGCACACCUGUCUCUCCAUGGAAACACCACUGUAAACACAUCCCAGGCAUCCCCCAGUCAGGGCCAGCUUUUACCACCUUUUCUCCAGGUGGUGGGACAGAGGCACUGCUGUGAGGCCCCGCUCUCCCCUACCCCACUAGGCUUCCCUGAUUGUGUGUUCUCCCAGGAAGAGCCAGUGGCCUGGCCCCAGGUGGGGGAGCCCCAGGACAGUGUUCCUGAGCAGAUCCCAUGGACUGUCUCCUCCAUCACCUGCCCACAGAGAAGAGGGUCAGGCCUCUGCCCACCACAUGUGCCCUGCCUCUGCAUGGUCCAGUGGCUUCCCUCAGGCAUGCUGCCCACCUCUUCCAGAAAGGGUUUCAUGCCACUGCCUCUGGAAGAGUAGGGCUCAGUUGGUUGUACUUACCAGCUCAGUCUCUGUCCAUUGACUGUAUGUCACCUUGUGACACCUUGGCACUUUACAGGGGGCUAGUGGGGUACCCACAUGCGGGUCUCGUGUUCUUGACCCUCUCUCCACAGUCAGCUGCUAACCCAGGCCUUGUGCUCCAGCUGACUCAGCAGCUGAGCUUAGAUCUGACUGGCCCCAGAAGGACCUGUCACUCGUGGUCAGGAGGGCAACAUGCAACCUGUAGACAGUGGCCAUGUGGCAUGCUGAUCAGGUAGCAUUACCAAAAACCCUCUCGCCCCCUUUGCACACCCCGCACAUUCAAACCCACAUACAUUUGGCUCUGGGUGUGCAGGAGGCACUGCUCUGACUUGCUUGGAAGUGACGCAGGUUUGCUACACUCCACACCUGGGGCUCUGGCCUGGCUUGUAGUAGCCUCCACACCCUACCUCCAGAGCCAUCAGCAGACAGCACUGCACAGUGCCUGGAGGUUCCAAAUGACCCAAGGGCCAGAACAACACUAAGGUCCCUGGCAUGGGUCUUGGCCUCCUCCCCAAGCUAUCCUGACAGCCUGACUUCCUCCCACCACACAUGUCCCCUGGCCACUAAUUUGCAGUCUCUCCCAAACAGACCUUGAAAGCUGACAGCCUGGGGCUAAGCGGAUGGGGGCUGGUGACACCUGCUCCUGUCCUGUGUCCUCGCUGGUGUGUCCUUUGGCCAUGAACUCACAGCGCUACCCAAGCCCUGGUCCAGCUGACAACCUUUCCUUCCCAUGGAGUGGUCAGCCCUUCUCAUCUGACAGGAUGGCCCAGAGGAUGCACCGCCAGAGCGCCAGCCCCAGCAGGGAAAGGAGGCCAGCUGCACACGUGCAGGGACAGUGACCAGGCUCUGGGAAGCAUUUAGGGCCAAGACUGCAGUGAGGACCCUGCUGAAUACCAGCAGGAACAGCCCCACCCCAGGAUCCCAUGCUCAGUCUAGUACCCCUCCAACCACCUCCAGAGACAAGGCCUGUGGUCUGGCUGGGAGCCCAUCUGGCAGGACCAGCAGGGGAUGUCAGUCCAGUUCUGUGGAGGAUACCCAGGAAGCCCCUCCUCACAGCUUCCAGCCCUGUCCUCCUUGGAGCACAUGUUAGUUACUCUUCUACUCUCUGCUCCCUGGCCCUCGGUCAGCACCUGCCCCCUCAGCAUUUCUUGAGGACAGAGCUCCUGAGGCCUACUUAGAUAUAAAACUUCAAAAAGGAGGCUGACUUGAGUCAAGCUGAAGAGAAGGUGGCUUGGGUGGCCCAGAGGUCUCAGCUCUUUGAAAAGUCUGGAAGUCAGAACCCACCUUUGCCAGCCUGCCAGAGCUACAGGUGAUGGCAGCCAGGUCACCUCCUUGCUUUGUGGAGGGUGCAGAGAGAAGGAGGGAGCUCUUUCUGAAGUGAGUGAGGCUGAGAAGGUUCCUGCUUGGGGUCCCCAGCAAAGCCCUGUGUACAGAGCUGUCCCUCAAUCCCAGGUCCAGCUGGUUGGUGCAAAUUGGAGAGGUUUGGCAGCCCUGUGGCAGCAGCUGGUAUUGGACCCCUGUGGGCCAGCAGGAGGCACUAGCCAUGCAGACUAGGUCCCCUGCCUUUGUGGCCUGGAGCUGGUGAUUCAAACACCUGCUCAUACAUCCUGUCAGGAGGGAGUUUGCCCUACCUGUAGGCAGAAGCGACACAGGCCUGAGGCCCACACUGGAAGCAAGUAUGGGUAGGUGCCCUGAAGGGCGCACUGCUAGGCUCUUGCAGGGCUGUUUUGUCUGAGAUCUCUGGCUCCCACUCACACCCUGCCAUCUGGGGAGCACAAUUCUCAGGCCACCUGCUUAGGGGAGGGAGCAGAGCCCUGGUGGGAAAGCUGGACCCUGGCAAGCCACCAGCCUCAAGUGUUAGAAAUCACAGAUACAGUAUGUACUUAAUUACACUAAAUUAUUGCUGGGAUUCCUCAUAAGCACUAAUUAUACCUGAUUAUAGGUUAAAAUAUUUAUUUUGUCAAAAUAUUUUCUUGGGGACAUGUUUAACCUUUUUUGUGCUUAUUGUGUGCUGAGAUGUGAAAACUAACUAUUUCCUCCUGCCUAUCUUUUUGGCCAGCAGGCAACAGUAAAUGGCACUAUGUGCAGUUUGACCCCUGUGUGGUAGGCUCUGGCCUGCCUGCUGCAGAGUGGUGGUCCCUGCCCAGGUACAUAGCAGUCUGGACUGUGGCCAGACUGAGAAUGACCACUUGUUUAUCAGUACAUGCGGGACACACAGGGUUUCAGAGGUGAAAGGGCUCGUUGUCAGCCUGGGCCAGAGGGAAAGGUGACUGUCUUAUGUCUAUCCUCCCGUUUGUCUGUCAGCCCCUCUGUGAGUGACUGCGCCUUGGCUCACUGCCCUUCCCCAACCCCCACCCAGUGGUCUUAGGGCCUGUGCUGUUACUGCAGCCCCUCAGGAGGUGAGAACUGGGCACCCCAUAGUAUUUCUCAGCUCAGAGUGAUGGCCAGGGCUCUGCAGGGCCCAGUGGCUGCAGUGCUCCUGUCCCUCUUCUUCCUUUCUGCCACUCUACCCCUACUCCUAUUUCUCCUCCCUGGUUAAUGCAGACACCCCUCUAGCUGGGACCCAACCUUCUGGAUGGUUCAGGGUGGGUCAUGGGCUUCCGAGGAGCCAGGUCAGCUCCCUAGCAGCUGGGGAAGAACACCAUGAAGAAGUACUUGCUCUUAGCCCCUUGCACUGCCAGGUGGGCCUGUGAGAUUCUCCAUGGUCUACUGUCAGCCUGCUGUUGAGUCAUGGGCUCUUCUUCCUGUUCACCCACAUAGGGAAACAGUCACUCUCCCCAACCCAUGAAGGAAUAUUUCUGCCCCAAAGAUGCUUGGGUCCUGUAGUACCCGCCUCUCCCAGGCCCAUCUCCAGCCCUUGCUGUCCAAAGGCGUUCAGGCCAGGCUUUCCUUCUGGCCACCAGACCCUAGGAGCAGCUGUCAACCCCUGCCUCAUGACUGCUUUUGUCACAGUGUCCCAAAUCUCCAGGUUCUCCUGGAGAACGGGGGAUGGAUCUUUAUUUCCUGAAGUUUGCACUUAAUUUGUGACUGUUCUAGGGAUCCAGAAGAGGAAUGUGUUGAGUCCUUCGUCCCCUUGUUCCAGAAGUCUGGUGUUUUUGUCACUGUCCUGUGUUUCUGUGGGUAGAGCUGGUUCUGGAGGGUGGGUCAGUGCUUGAACAGCUCAGAGGGACACUGGAGCGUCCACCUGCCCCACUGGCUCUCCUUCCAGAUACCAUCGCUCUAGUUUGGGUUCUUGCAUGUAAAGUAAUCUAUAAUAAAUAAAUACUUGA